Molecule: messenger RNA, 1557 nt
Organism: Rotaria sordida
Lineage: Eukaryota; Metazoa; Rotifera; Eurotatoria; Philodinida; Philodinidae
Source: the annotation of a GenBank genome assembly
UUUUUCAUAAAGGUUGACGAAAGAAAAUCGAGAUCGGUGAAUUCGAAUCUGCAAUCAGUUUCUCGAAAUUCGGUACACAAAAAAAAUUUCUUUUACCUAAAAAAAUCGUGUUUUUCAUACAAAACUUUUUUUUUCUCCGAAAAAAACGACUAUAGGAUUUCGAGAAACUGAUUGGAGAUUCGGAUUCACCAAUUCCAAUUUACUUUCGUUAGCCUUUAUAAAGAAAAAAUCGUUAUUUUCUCAAAAAAAACUUUCUUUCGUGAAAACCGACUUGAACAGGCAGCCGUACCUACGGUUAUCGUCACCAUUGCAUUCCUAAUUUCAGUAUUUACAUCAACACUGCACAACCCUACUCAACAGUACUAUGAUUUCAUCUUACUUUAUAUUCAACAAGGACUAUGACUACUGAACGUUUAAAGUUGUUUUUAAGGCCCUCCCUCAAAAAGUCAUUUGUCGUCAGAAUGACCAAAAUUAAGAUAAAUGUAGGAAAAGAUAACCCGUGAUUGGAUCUCUCAAAAACGACAAAAAUUUUUACUUGGCAUCUCGUUUUUUUUCCACAAGUUUUUGAAGAUUUCUAUCAUCUUCUAUGUGAAAAAUAGAAAAUCUUUUUCGUUUUUUUCUCCAUUACUUUCAACUCCUUUUUUCCAUUAAAAAGUAAGAGUCUAAAAAAAACCGGCUCUCAUAAGCACUGGAUUCUGACAUGCUCUUCCAAACAAAAAAAAAAUUAAAUGUGUACACUGAAGAUUACAGAGAAUUUUUGAAGACGAAAUGAACUAUUGUUUGGUCAAUAUCUCCCUCAAACGUCAUGAUAUAGAGCUGAAAAGUAUACCAUAGCCUUCCCACUACAGCUCAAACAUAUUCUGAAAAUUGCAUGCCAUUCGAACGAUUCUGUUCUGAGAUUGAGUUUUGAGAAGGAGACAGCCUUAAGCUUUUGUUUGUCUGCUGUCUGGAAUUUGACCAAAACUUCAUCAUGUAAAAAUUGAAUAUUUUUUAAUUUUCUAGGAAGAAUCAACUAAACGUCAACAACAUCCAUCACAUGGUUUUCUAACAAAGCUAACAACGAAUUUCAAACGACCAACAACAAUCUCACUAUCUACACCAGCAGAAGUUAAAGAUACGAGCAGUAUAACCAAUACUACUGCUACUACUACUGUUGACAAUCAUUUAUCUAAUAUUGAUAAUCGUAAUUUUCGACGUCAACCAUUUUUUAAUGUGACACGUGUCUCAUUAACACGACCACCACAUCAAGAAUUAUAUGCUAAAAUGCAACAAGAAGAUGAUGAAGACUGUGAUAAACCAUCUAUAUCAUAUAUAUCUGAAAAACGAACACCACAACAUCAACAACAAUUAAAAAUGUAUAAUAUUGAAGAAGAUAUGCAUAUGUCAGAUGAUAACUAUAAUAAUAAUUCUUUACAUAUUAAUCCUAGUAGUAACGACGAUGGAGAAGAAAUGAUUUUAACUGCUGCAAAACUUACACCACUUAUCAUAUCUUCUCCUACAACUGAUAAUACACCAUAUAUAUCAUCAACAUCAGCAACAAAUAAUUCUCGAUGUUAA